AUGAGUGCCCGCCUUUUUGCCCAGCAGAACGGCAGGACGCGACAGCUAGACCGGGCCUCCCUCGACCGGAGGCCUCCAGCAGCCCCGCCGGGGCAGAAGGCGCUGGAAGCCGGCCGGAGGGCUCACUCUGUCAGUAUUCGUUACAGUUUGGAUGUUAGUGUGGAUGAAGUGAAAGCCUUAGCAUCUCUAAUGACAUACAAAUGUGCUGUGGUUGAUGUGCCAUUUGGUGGGGCAAAGGCUGGUGUCAAGAUCAAUCCCAAGAACUACACAGACAAUGAAUUGGAAAAGAUCACAAGAAGGUUCACCAUGGAGCUGGCAAAAAAGGGCUUUAUUGGACCUGGUGUUGAUGUGCCUGCUCCUGAUAUGAGCACAGGGGAGAGGGAGAUGUCCUGGAUUGCCGACACCUAUGCCAGUACCAUAGGACACUAUGAUAUUAAUGCACAUGCAUGUGUAACUGGUAAACCCAUCAGCCAGGGUGGGAUCCAUGGACGUAUAUCUGCAACUGGUCGUGGGCUUUUCCACGGAAUUGAAAAUUUCAUCAAUGAAGCAUCAUAUAUGAGUAUAGUAGGAAUGACUCCUGGAUUUGGGGAUAAAACAUUUGCUGUUCAGGGAUUCGGUAACGUGGGCUUGCAUUCUAUGAGAUACUUGCAUCGUUUUGGAGCAAAAUGCGUUGCUGUUGGAGAGUUUAAUGGUUCUAUCUGGAAUCCUGAUGGGAUUGACCCAAAGGAACUAGAAGAUUACAAAUUGCAACAUGGGACAAUCAUGGGCUUCCCUAAAGCGCAGAAACUUGAUGGCAGUAUUCUGGAAAUAGACUGUGACAUACUCAUCCCUGCUGCCAGUGAGAAGCAGUUGACUAAGGCCAACGCUCACAAGGUUAAAGCAAAAAUUAUUGCUGAAGGUGCCAACGGGCCUACGACUCCUGAAGCUGACAAAAUCUUCUUGGAGCGUAACAUCAUGGUUAUCCCU
Molecule: messenger RNA, 966 nt
Organism: Opisthocomus hoazin
Lineage: Eukaryota; Metazoa; Chordata; Aves; Opisthocomiformes; Opisthocomidae
Source: RefSeq, a predicted model, not a curated record